Actinia tenebrosa (Australian red waratah sea anemone) is the source of this 2001-nucleotide messenger RNA. RefSeq names its product peptidyl-prolyl cis-trans isomerase FKBP8-like. Gene Ontology annotation, biological process: protein folding; negative regulation of apoptotic process. Gene Ontology annotation, molecular function: peptidyl-prolyl cis-trans isomerase activity; protein folding chaperone; protein binding. NCBI's taxonomy places the organism in Eukaryota, Metazoa, Cnidaria, Anthozoa, Actiniaria, Actiniidae. Gene Ontology annotation, cellular component: endomembrane system; cytosol; mitochondrial envelope. The record is from RefSeq and is a predicted model, not a curated record.
UUGACACACGAGUAACCUUGAGCAGCCGCAAGUCGAUGGCCUCUCAUUAAUUUGUUCAUCUUUUUCGCUUCAAUCUAAUCGGAAAAAUAUUAAAUAUUCAGUCUUUUCCAUGCUGGUUUGGUCAAUGGUCUUUAAUAUUAGGUCGUGGCUGUGAAGAAAACCCUGUUAUUUAUACUUGUACAAAAUUGUAAUGCUUCAAUAUGGCGACUGUUGAGUCAGAAUUUUCAAAGCAAGAAAACACCGACUUCAAGCACACUUCAGCAGAAGCUGUUCAAGAUAAUUUAAAGGAAAAAGACAAUAUAUCAGGCGAUAUAUUAGGUACAAAAGAGUUWAAAAACAAAGUUAAAGAAAGUGGCUUAGAAAAUGGUCAAGGUGUUACAGCAACUAGCACGACGAAUGGCGUUGAAAAGACGUUGAAAGAACCGAUUCCAGUUCAACAGGCUUGCGAAGAUUUAGAUAUUGGAUCCAAAGGAAGAACGAACGGUGUCCACGAAAGUGCUGGAGUUUCAAAAGAUAAUGAGGAAGAAACUGCCAGCCUUGAGCAAGAUAGUGAGAAUGUAAACACACAAUAUACAGAUGAAAAAGGGGGAAAAUGUGUAACAGAAAAAAUGGAAUUUGAAAAGGAACGAGAAAGAGAUUCAAAUGAAAAAGACUCCCAAGAAACAUUUAAGCCUCUUUUGAAACAAAGAAAAAGUCCUAAGAAUGGAAGCCCUGASCAUAACCAUAAGUUUUUUGACAAAGAAUCUAAAGCAGAGUACCUAAAAAUUAAGUCUGAAGUCACAGGAGAAGCAGAGACAUCUGAAAGUGAAGAUGACAGUGAGUUACCYCCUCUGGAACCUACACAUCAUGGAAGCCACCAUUCACCAGAUGCUAAAACCAAGGCUGAGUACAGAAAAAUUAAGUAUGAAGUGACAGGAGAAGCUCUUACUUCAGAAAGUGAAGACGAAAAUGUUUCAGAGGAGGAAAUAAAAAAACAAGCAAMAGAAGCAAGGGAAAAAGACUCUUCAUCUUCUAAUGAGUGGAUUGACAUUCUGGGAAAUGGAUUACUGAAGAAACGAACAUUACUUGCUGGUAAAGGACGUGACACAAGGCCUGACAGAGGACAGAUUGUGAUGCURAGAACAGCAGGAAGACUGGGAGAUGGUACAGCUGUGGACUGGAAUCAGGGCUUUSAGUUUAUUCUUGGAGAAGGGGAAGUCUUACAGGCCUUUGACAUAGGUGUGGCUCUCAUGGAACUAAACGAAGUAUGUGAGCUAGUGACUGAUGCCCGAUAUGCAUAUGGAGAGCAAGGAAGGGUGGAAGGUGAUAAUCCAGUCCCACCAAAUGCUCAAAUCUCCUAUGAAAUUGAGCUGUUAGCAGUACGAGAUGGACCUGAUAUUGAAACCAUGAGUGACGAGGAACGAAUUAAAAUCAGUGACAAGAAGAGAGAGUUAGGGAACGACUUGUAUACCAGAGGGGACUAUUCUGCUGCUAUCAACUGUUACCAAAGGGCAAUCAAGUAUCUGAUGCCUUCAUCUUCAGAGAAAGUUCAAGAUCUUAAGGUGAAGUGUUGGAAUAACCUUGCUGCUGCACAGCUCAAGACCAACAAAACUAUACGUUCUGAGCUUUCCASUCUGAAACAAUGUCUAAGUUCUCAAAACCAAAAAGAGAAAGAUAUGUAUGAGAGAAUGGUGGRCGGCCUUGGAGGAAUGGAAAAGAACAAAUCCAAGCCUUCUAUUUUCCCAUGGUCACUAGUGUUUGGUGCUACUGUUAUCGUCCUUGGAGGGAUUGUCGCUGCGUUAUACUUAAACAGACAUUAAAAAGUUUGCUGCAAUGACAGCUUGGGAGAGUCAAAAGAGAGAUCAAUUGAGGCUAAUACUUCAUGUAGCAUCCCUCAUGAUUGUUAGCUGGAAAGUUUUAUAUCAAAGUUAUUCGCUUAAAUGUGCUAAAUCAUAGUCAAACUGUCAUGUCUCGCAGCCACUGUUGUUUAUAAACUAUAAAUGUUUGAUCAGAGGCCCUAAA